Molecule: messenger RNA, 1366 nt
Organism: Cryphonectria parasitica EP155
Lineage: Eukaryota; Fungi; Ascomycota; Sordariomycetes; Diaporthales; Cryphonectriaceae
Exons: 2
Coding region: 102-836 (244 amino acids)
Biological process (GO): microtubule-based movement
Molecular function (GO): microtubule binding; microtubule motor activity; ATP binding
Source: RefSeq, a predicted model, not a curated record
AGAUCUUCGGGGAGAUCUCCCAGCUGGUACAGAGCGCGCUGGACGGGUACAACGUAUGUAUCUUUUGCUACGGCCAGACCGGAUCGGGCAAAACGUACACAAUGUCCUCGGGCGACGGCAUGAUCCCCCGCGCGACCAAGAUGAUCUACGAGACGGUACACAAGUUGAAGGAGAAGUCUUGGACGUACACGAUGGAGGGCAACUUCAUUGAGGUUUACAACGAGGAGCUUCAUGACCUUUUGACGCCCAACAAGGACCAGAAGAAGCUCGAGAUCCGGCAUGACGAGGCCCGCAAGACUACGACCGUGCUCAACUGCAAGAGUGUCACACUUGACUCCGAGGACACUGUGGAGAUUAUGCUCAAUGAGGCGCAGAAAAACCGAUCAGUGGCCGCGACCAAAUCCAACGAGCGCUCUUCCCGAUCACACUCGGUCUUCACGCUUAAGCUGAUUGGCGAGAACGCGGCUACCCAUGAGCGCUGCGAGGGAACUCUGAAUCUGGUUGAUCUGGCUGGUUCCGAGCGUCUCAAGUCGUCUGGUGCCGAAGGGGACCGCAUGAAGGAGACGCAGAACAUCAACACGAGCUUGAAGUCUCUGGGCGACGUGAUCGAGGCUCUUGGCACUGGCCAAAAGCACAUCCCCUACCGCAACUCGAAGCUGACGUACCUAUUGAGGAACUCGCUGGGAGGCAAUUCCAAAACACUCAUGUUUGUCAUGGUGUCGCCACUAGAGGCCCACCUGAACGAGACACUGUCGAGUUUGAGGUUUGCGACCAAGGUCCAUAACACGCACAUCGGCACGGCCAAGUCCACGAGAAAAUCCAAGAGCGAGUCGUGAUUUCUCAGAGGAGGGUUGCAAAUAUCACAAGAAUAGAUGAGCGGCUGAAAUGUAUAAAGGGGGUUCAAAGAAGGGUGACGGGCGUUGGCGAUGAUACCAAAGAGGUCAUGUCUUUUUUUCUUUCUAAUACCUGGUCUUGGCUUUCUCAUGUUGCACUGCGAGCAUCUUGUCUUGCGUACAACACCAGCCACAUUAUUACGUGGUGGAAUUUGUUGAUGUUGGAGUUGGGGGCUUUUGAUGAUGAUGGGUACUAUGCUGUACACCGUCGUUUGGACUGUUCGCGAAGCAUGACUUAUGACAAAUAGGAGGUAUAUCGAUCACCAAGGCUUGAAUUGGAAACCCUAGCGAGAGCUGUGCGGACGACGGCCGAUCUGUCGCUCUCGAGUUCAAGUGACCUGGGUCGUGGUCUAUCAAGCCUGGGACGACCAAGCAGUGGUCAGGGCAAGCAGCAAGGCAGUCGUAAGCCAGCGCUGGUGGUCCGACAGAGAGCGACUUCCCGUGCGAAUAUACUGUUUUCCAAUCCUUAAUCA